This is a messenger RNA of Pararge aegeria (speckled wood butterfly), 4218 nucleotides long. RefSeq lists its product as uncharacterized. Lineage: Eukaryota; Metazoa; Arthropoda; Insecta; Lepidoptera; Nymphalidae. Bases 280 to 3222 code for a protein of 980 amino acids. Gene Ontology annotation, biological process: cell migration; regulation of cell shape; cortical actin cytoskeleton organization. Gene Ontology annotation, molecular function: small GTPase binding; actin filament binding. The transcript is spliced from 12 exons. Gene Ontology annotation, cellular component: cytosol. The record is from RefSeq and is a predicted model, not a curated record.
AUUUGAAAACUCUUAGUGUAAAAAAAAUAAUUUAAUUAAAAAUCAAUCAUAAAAAAAGUUUUAUUAGAACUUUUGAAUUAGGAAUUAUCAAUUCGGUGUGAUUAGUGAAGUGAAAUUCUUUAUUUAUACCACUUGUUACAAAAUAUAUCGAUGUUUUAAGUGAAAUGGUGUUCCGUUAAUUGUAAGGUGCAAAUCGAAAAGGAAUGCGAGCGGAUUGGAGCACAAGGCAUCACAGCACAACAGUUAUCAUCCAAAUGCCUUAAAAUUACAAAUUCAAAAAUGGGUAGUGGCUACAGCAGUGCCAACAGCAGAAAGUGGUCGAAAAAGGAAGCUCCAAACCCGGAGUCUUCGAGGAUCCUCUUCCUUCUGUACCUCAUACACAGAACCUGGAAUGUCGUAGUGGAACACAUGGACUCGAAAAGCGGAAGAUGGCGUGGUUCCCACACCGUACCGAGCUCAGGCGAGGGGCUUCGCCACUUCGACUCUGUCAGCUUAGACUCCGGGGGCUCCUGUUACUCAGCCUGCAGCUGCAGUUACUGCCGCCUGAGGGACUGCGCUCAGGAUUGCAUAAGUGAGCUGACUCUACAAGACGGGAUGGCCAAUUGUGGGGGCUGGAGCGAAGAGCCUGUAUCCAAGGAAAAGCAAAGACCACCGAUUUACAACCCAGAAGACUACGCCACCUCGCUCAAGAAAUGGGGAAAGAAGAUAGGAACUGGCAGCUUGUACGACUUGGAUCCUGGACAAGACCCGACCAAGGCUAGGACACUUCCCACACAGGGCAGCAAAGAUUUCCGAAACCCAUGUCUCAGUUUGGGAGAGGAGAUGAGCCUACGACAGUUCGGAACUCCCAGCGAGCUGCUUACAAAACUAAGGGCCGAUCUUAGGCUGUCUUUUCCAAGUUUCGUGCAAGAGUUUGCGGGCGAGCCUCUAGAUGGCGUGACCCUUCUACUGGAACUGCUGCGCAAUAUACAGCUGAGUCAGACGGGGGAGACCGUACGGGGUCCUCCAGCUGUGAGACGCAGGCCUUUGCUGGACGAACUGGCUUGCCUACAAUGCCUUUGGAGUUGCUGCAGUAGAUAUUCAGACUGCGUGAGAAGACUGAUGGCUGGUUCCAACGGAGUCUAUGCCCUCACUGUCUGUAUCAUGUCUACCGUUAACAAGACUAGAGUCUUGGCGUUACAGCUUCUCACCAAAUCCUGCUACCCACCAGCCUCGGGGCACAGCAUGAUUUCCGAAGCACUGUCCACUUUACGUCUCCGUUUUGGUGAACCAGUGCGUUUCAGAUUCCUGGUGGGAAUGCUCCAAAGUGGGGGAGGUUCUGGGGAACUGCAAACAGCUGGUCUGGCUUUCAUUAAUGCUCUGCUAUCCAGUGCGCCAUCUCCUCAACGAAAGCUUUAUAUACAGGCUGAAUUAGAGCAAGCUGGUUUCGAUAUAGUCACUUUGAAGAAGAUUGUAAUGAAACUGCCGAGCACUAACGAACAAGUAACAAAAGAGAUAGAAAGUUACGAGAAACAGCUCAUUGAUAUCGAUACCCUCAACGAGAAGGCGAAUGAAGCAGUAAAAGAGAAGGAUGAUCUUAGACACAAGUUGGAUUUAUUGGAGAAAAGAGUUAAGAUACUACAAGAAGAAAAAGGAAUAUUGUUGUCAUUAGAGAAGUGUUUGCAAGAAAAAUGCUGUGAAUUGCAGGAAGAAGUGAGCACUCUGAGGUCUGAACAUGGCAAUUCAAACCGAAAGAAGACUUUCGUGAUAAAGAAAAAAAACUCCGCUCACAAAAAUAGAGACGAGUCAUCACCACCAGAAGAUGAAGGUAUUAGUUCCUCAGAGCGGUCACUUAGUCCUGAGGGCGAUCCACAAAGAGAAUCAAUGGUUUACGAAGUUUUUAAUAUAAAAAAUGAAACUUAUGACCUAAUGCGAAAUAAACGACCUUUGCACAAAAAACUAGAAAGCACUAAGAAGACUGAUUUAAAAUUAAAAUCUUCUGACGAAGAUGAUGAAACAACUAUAGAUGAGGUUAUACAGGAGCUAAGAAAUAUUGUAAAUCACGCUGAAUCUGAACAAUAUGUAAGAGACAGAGCUUACGACGAUAGAUCAAGAUGUAACGAUGAUUCAGAAAUUUCUCUACAUGACUACCAAAAACACAAGACUAUCGAAAAAGAAGAUUCAAUAACAAGCACUAGGCACAGCAUUCAAAUAAAGAACAACACAGAUAUAGACGAUGAUAAUCAUGAGGAAGAGGAAGCAGAAAUAGUUCCCAGUAAAAUAUUACCUCAUCCACCUAGAAAGGCGAAAAGUCUGAUUCAUUUAUUUGUACCACCCGUAGAACAUGGACUGUUAUACAGCAAAGCACCAGACAUACAGGACGAAAACUUCUAUUCCAGUGAUGAAGGAUCGGACUCUUUACUGAGUGCAUCGCGUUGUCAGAAUAAUAUAACUAAAAAGAACUCUACAACCAGUUUUGAUUUUAAAGAAUGUCGCGCUAAAUUUGACAGUGCAGAACGUAAUGAAGAUAAAGUUAAACGCUCUAGAACCAGAUCAAGAGAAGAAUAUCGUAUGACGUCGGUUAAACGAAGCGAAUCUUUCCAAAAUUCUGAAAUUGGAUCUCGUCAACGCGAAUAUAUUGAUAGUAUGUUUUAUGAAUCACAAAGUCAAAGUCCAAUCGAUCCAAAGAUACAAACACCAAAAUGUAAUCGUGUUGAUGAAAUAGUGAACCUUAUCGAAUCAAAAAAGUUGACUAAAAGCUUAGAUAGAAUCGACGAAGGAUUGAAUUCGAUGGUUAAUAUCAUAAUGACGAAUGAGCCAAAGAAAUCAUCGUGGCAUGAAAAAAGACAAAGAUCAAUAUCAAGAACUAAUAGCGAAGCUGGGAAUGAAUCCCCGCUAAUACCUUUCACGAGAUCGAAUAACAGAGUUCACACAUACAACUCAAAAUCGUCAAGUUAUCAAAGCAAAGAUGAGAAUAAAGAGCACAAGUUAUUGCCUACAAAACUAAGCUCGGGCUCAUUUGACACUUCUACUUUUAAUCACGCGUUCAUCAUGAAACGCGGGAGUACUGCAGGGCUGUACUCUGGCACCCAUAUACUUAGAGAUGCUCCAGCUAGUAUGACGAGUUUAGUCAUGACAGGAACGCAUAGCUAUAGCGAUUUGAAGAAAACUGUCUCGUCAGUUGGGUCUUCUAGCAACUUUGGUUUACAUAAAGUAACGGAUAUGCCAUCAGGUCUAUACUAAUUUGAUGAGUAUUUUUACCGAUGACAACGCGAAAAUGUUAUUGACACGCUUAUAUUUGUAAUGGCAGCGUAGUUCCCAAACAGAUAUACCGACUCCAAUGCUGUUUCUUUUGUCGGUGAAUACCCCUAGAAUGAGUAGGAGCUAUAUUAUAUUAGGUUAGACACCAUAGAGUCAUUUCCUGGACAUAAAAACUACACAACGGAUAUCACCCGUUAUAAAUUGCUUUGGAUCGACUCCAUGAGGGAUUUAUUAAGGAAAAUAAUAAAAUUUGGGUAGGUAUUCUGUAAAUGGAACCGAUGCCAAAUUUAGCGUUUUGGAGUUUUUAAUUUAAUGCUUGUAUAGAGUGUAACGCAUAAAACCAACGACUAAUUUAAGUAGCGUGUACCUAACUAUUUUGUCUAGUGCAAUAUUAAUAUCAAUUAUAACCCAAUUAUUGGGAAUGUACGUAAAUUGUAUGAACGGAAAUAGUUCAUACAAUAUUGAGCUUAUUUUAUUUAUGCCGGCCAAUUAUUGGAACUAUUCGAAUUCGUAAGUUAUAUAGUUGCACGGUUAAAGUCAAACAAAACUAUAACAAGAGAUAAAAUAUGGUCAGACAAAACCUAAGAGGACUGAGCCUAAAUAUUAUGGUCUCAUAGAAUUGAAAUGAAAUGUUCCAUAAUAAAUUUUAUUAGCCCAGAAAAUUGAGGUUGAGGCUGAUUUCCUUUGUAUCGAAAUUAUAUAAUGUUUGUUGAUAAGGCUAUUAAAUCUUAGUAAUUUUGUGCCUAUACAAAAUUCACUUAAGGUUAUAAAACUUUACAUCAUUGAAACUUAUUUUACAUCGUUUUUUAUAGAAAUUGUCUACGAUGCUAAAAACUCUGCGAGAAACACUUUAAUUUAGUUGUCUCGUAUGUAUUAAAAGUUUUAGUUUAUUUAUGUUUAGUCUGUUUGCAUGAUGUAUCAUUAUCACGUUAUGGCCUGUAUAUAUUAUUAUAAUUUCUAGGAUAUCUACUGUUCCAU